AUGGGCAUUCUGCGUUUGGAAUUCUUAACGUGUUACUUCUCGGAGCAAGUCAUGUCCGGAUUCGUUAUUGGAGGCGCCGUGCACGUAUUCUUUGCGCAAAUCAGCCACAUAAUGGGCCUUUCGAUUCCGCAGCGUAACGGAGCUGGAUGUCUUUUUUAUAGGAUUCGAGAUCUGGUGGAGCGCGCCGCCGACGCACAUCUCCCGACGGUAGCGAUCAGCACUGCAUCAAUAGCAUUCCUCGUUUUUGGGAAAGAAGUGCUGACACCCUGGCUUACCGACGUAUUUUUGUUCCCGGUACCGUAUGAGCUCCUUUUGGUAAUUAUUUUUAUCAGUUAG
Molecule: messenger RNA, 336 nt
Organism: Gongylonema pulchrum
Lineage: Eukaryota; Metazoa; Nematoda; Chromadorea; Rhabditida; Gongylonematidae
Source: the annotation of a GenBank genome assembly